GACACGUCAGCUACUGUCCGCUUCUUGCCUAUAAGAUUUACCCGCCAAUUGACCGUUGCCACAGUUAAUAAUCAACUGCAAAACGUGUGGACUGGAGAUAAUCAGAGCAACAUGAGGGCGAUGCUCAAAUAUUUCAUCAUCAUGGGGAUCUUGAUAGAAGCACUAGCUCAGAGUUCAGAAGAAUUUGAGCCUGAACUGCCGUGUUUCGAAACAUUCGCCAGAAAGACUUGGAAAUCCUGCUUCGACGAGGUAAAUAGGUUGGACAAUGACUGCUGGAUUACAGAGCGCAGUGAGCCGGGCUACUGCAAAAACAACCUCAUAUCCUCAGAUGAUCUAUACGAUAUAUAUUUAUGCGCUGGUAAAGAUUUGAAGUGGUUCAUCAGUGGCGUAAAUGAAGCAGCCAACAUUGAAGAAAUAGCAGUGGAAUUCGAGUCGUAUGCUAGUCGUGCCAGCCAAGAGGUCCAAAAGAAAGUUUAUAAUGCCGUAAAAGAAUGUGCGGAACACGGAUGGAUAUUCGGUGAUGACCAACCAACGAGACUCCUGCACUUUACAGAUUGCUGGAUUGGCGAGGAGAAGAAUCGCAAGUUACACGAGGAGGCAUUUUGCGAAAAUGUUGCCUAAUAGUAUUUCAUGUUUAAUGUUUUUCUUUUUCUUUUAUUUGGUGGUGGUAAAUUCUUAAGAAUAGAAUUGUAGUUCAUUGUAUCAGUUUGGAAAAUUCUAGACAAAUAAAACUUAAUUAAUUCGAGA
Messenger RNA from Diachasma alloeum, 747 nucleotides. RefSeq lists its product as uncharacterized. Bases 112 to 621 code for a protein of 169 amino acids. The record is from RefSeq and is a predicted model, not a curated record. Lineage: Eukaryota; Metazoa; Arthropoda; Insecta; Hymenoptera; Braconidae. The transcript has 4 exons.